AUGCAGGAAACUGCUGCUGCUGCAGCAGCAGCAGCAGCAGCAGCAGCAGCUGCUGCAGCGCCAGCGAAUGCUGCAGCAGCAGAAGCUGUAGCAGCAGAUGCAACAGGAGCUGCUGCUGCUGCUGCAGCAGAAGCUCCCGCUGCAGCAGCAGCUGCUGCAGCAGCUGCAGCAGCAGCUGCUGCUAGCCAGGGGCCCCACAUCUUUGCUUCCUUCACAGCUGCCUAUACACCCGAUUGUGUUGAGUCCUGGAGCCAGCAUGCUGCCUCUUGUCUUGCCCGUCGUUCUGCUGCUGCUGCUGCUUCUGCUGCUGCUGCUGCUGCUGCAGCAACAGCAGCAGCAGAAACAACCGCGGAAGAUCCGUUACUGGCUGCAGGAGACGAACGCCGCAGCAACAGAAGCAGCAGCAGCAGCUGCAGCAGCAGCAGCAGCAGCAACAGCAGGAGCAGCAGCAGCAGCAACAGCAGCAGCAGCAGCAGCAGCAGCAGCGAUCUGUUUGUUGUGGGGAUGUAUCAGUACGAGGAGACCACCAAGCUUCGGCGGGGUGGACUUUCUUUCUUUAGCCUGCAGCAGCAGCAGCAGCAGCAGCAGCAGAAUGCAGCAGCAGCAGCAGCAGCAGCAGCACCUUCUGUUCGCUGUCUUCUAGAAUAUUCAACAGACUUCGGGUGUCUAGACACCCGGUGGCUGUGUGCUGCAGGUGGCUGCUGCUGCUGCAGCAGCAGCAGCAGCAACGACGGGCUCCCCUUAGAGUUUGAUUCUCUGUUGGCCGUCAUCGGCUCUGACUGCGCCCUGCAUGCAUUUCGGGUGUCUAGACACCCCAAAGACGAGGAGGAAGACAGCAGCAGCAGCAGCAGCAACAGCAGCAGCAGCAGCAGCCUCAGCUGCAGUGCUGCAGCUCGUGUGCCGCUGCUGCUGUCACCAGGCAGAGACCACAUAGGACUGAGUCUGGACCCUCUCCAUGAGCAGCCCCAGAAGGCUCACGACGCCGAGGCCUGGGCUGUGGCUGUGAGCCCGAGCUCAGGCGGCAACAUCAUCGCCACCGGUCGUUUUGCUGCUGCUGCAGUUAUUGGGCCGAUGACUGCAUGCUGCGCCUGUGGGAUAUUCGGGGCUGCUGCGAUACCGCCGCAGCAGAAGCAUGCAGCAGGGCAACAGCAACAGCAGCAGCAGCAGCAGCAACAGCAGCAGCAGCAGCAACAGCAGCAGCAGCAGCAGCUGCUGCUGCUGCUGCUGCUGCUAGAGACACUGCCCCUGCAGCAGUACUACUGCGGACGCAACCUGUAUGCUGUUUCUGUUGUGCAUAUGGAGCUGUAUGUACACCCGAGAAGCAUGCAGCAGGAGCAGCAGCAGCAGCAGGAGCAGCAGCAGCAGGAGCAGCAGCAGGAGCAGCAGCAGGAGCAGCAGCAGCAGCAGAUCCCCCUGUCUGCAUGCACAGAACAGCAGCAGCCACACGAUGGGGGUCACCUGCUUGUCUUUCUCUCCCCUUCAUUCUUUUUUGCUGCUGACAGGAAGUUGCUGCUGCUGCUGCUCCAGCAGCAGCAGCAGCAGCAGCACCAGCCGCUGGUGCUUCCGCUACAGCAGCUGCAGCAAGUGGUGCUACUGCUGCUGCUCCUGCUGCAGCAAGUGGCACUGCAGCAGCAGCAGCAGCAGCAGCAGCAGCAGCAGCAGCAGCGGCAGCACCAGCCGCUGGUGCUUCCGCUACAGCAGCUGCAGCAAGUGGUGCUACUGCUGCUGCUCCUGCAGCAGCAAGUGGCACUGCAGCAGCAGCAGCAGCAGCAGCAGCAGCAGCAGAGCUCAGCAGCACCAGCGUUGUGUUUUCUUUGUUCUGGUGUCUCCGGAGACAGAGCGGGGGGACAGCUGCUGCAUGGGCUGCGGUGA
Messenger RNA from Eimeria mitis, 1872 nucleotides. Its product is annotated as WD domain, G-beta repeat-containing protein, putative. Gene Ontology annotation, biological process: regulation of transcription by RNA polymerase II; positive regulation of DNA-templated transcription; chromatin remodeling. The transcript has 10 exons. Gene Ontology annotation, cellular component: nBAF complex; SWI/SNF complex; nucleoplasm. The record is from RefSeq and is a predicted model, not a curated record. The coding region runs from base 1 to 1872 and encodes 623 amino acids. Lineage: Eukaryota; Apicomplexa; Conoidasida; Eucoccidiorida; Eimeriidae. Gene Ontology annotation, molecular function: nucleosome binding.